This is a messenger RNA of Rhodofomes roseus, 819 nucleotides long. RefSeq lists its product as uncharacterized. The transcript is spliced from 2 exons. Lineage: Eukaryota; Fungi; Basidiomycota; Agaricomycetes; Polyporales; Fomitopsidaceae. Bases 1 to 819 code for a protein of 272 amino acids. The record is from RefSeq and is a predicted model, not a curated record.
AUGUCUUCCAAACUUCAGGCUCUAACGCAAGCCAUAGCCUAUAGAGGUGUGAUGUCCCGAAACGAUACGAGACAAAGACGACUAACCGCUUUGAAUAUCUCCUCGGCGAGACAUCUCCUAGAGCAGAACCAACCUCCGAUAUCUGACGAAACACUAUGGCGAAGCUUGUGGCAUGAAGACUUCAGCCGCCCCUUCGCAGUCCUACUAUGGAAAAGUAUGCACGGUGCCCUGAGAUGCGGCGAGUACUGGCUGAAAUUCAAGGGAUAUGAGCACCGGGCUCAAUGUUCGUUCUGUGAUGAAGAAGAAUCCCUAGAACACAUACUAUUACGAUGUCCAGCGACCGGGCAAAACGAGGUAUGGGAGGUACUAGCCCCGCUGUGGAAGAAGAAAGGUCUCACAUGGGCCCGACCAAGUAUGGAUGACUUACACUCACUAGGCUUAACAUGCUGGCGCGAUAAUAAAGGACGUGCUAGGACAGGAGCUACGAGAUUAUGGAGGAUAAUGAUAUCAGAAGCUACGCACCUUAUCUGGAAGCUCAGAUGUGAACGUGUUAUUGGUCAUGCUGACCAAGAAGGCUGGGAUCACGAUGACUCAGCCGUCCGCAACCGGAUCGCCAAUGUGCUUCACAAUAGGUUACGACAUGACCUAGAAGCCACCAAGACCAAAUACAAUGAGUUAUCACUCUCCGAUGAAACGGUCUUAGCAACCUGGCACGGUCUAAUCCAAGACGACCCAGCCUUACCAUGGAACUGGACGAAAUGCAGCGGUUUUUUAGUGGGUAGUGUCCCUAGAGUAUGCCUAAAUUUCGACCCAGGCUGA